This is a messenger RNA of Linum trigynum, 4213 nucleotides long. The record is from the annotation of a GenBank genome assembly. NCBI's taxonomy places the organism in Eukaryota, Viridiplantae, Streptophyta, Magnoliopsida, Malpighiales, Linaceae.
UAUACACGUACUCUCUUCCAUUAGUUUACUUUAACAGAGAUCAUAGAUUUUUAUAUAUAUAUUGAUGGAUGCUCGUUUGGAUGGAAGAGGCCGACGAGAAGGUAGGAGUUUCGACUUUCGAGGGUAUUAUGUUGUAGGUUGGACUUGGGUGUUUACGUACUAUGCUGCGUGGGCUUGGCUCAUUAGAUGCCGAGUUCGGCUACGUUGUAGGGCUGGCUAUUUGGUCCCGGACUGUUUGGUUUUACCCGAAACCGGACCGUAUAACCCGGAUUGGGACCAGAUAGCAAACAAUGCAAUCUCAUAUUUAGGUUUAGAUUUGAGGUAAAAAAACAAAUAAAGACCAGAUAAGAGGGUCUGUGUAUAUGGGCACAAUACACUUGUAUAGCCAAAUUGCGAAGCCCAAAUCCGGGCUGGCUAUUAGGUACGAUACACUUGUAUAGCCAAAACUUUCACGUUUAUGCCAAUAAUAGCCAAAUUUGGCGAAAUACCACUUAUAGUCAUUUCCAUCCAAUUCUUUAACACUGAUAUCAUAAAGUCUGACUGGACAAACGGAGCAGCUGACGUGGCACGCUCUUAUUUCCAUUUGCGUAUGUAAUUGUCCACGUGGAAAAUUAUUAAUUAAGAAAAAAAUAAUGUACCAAAAAUUAAAAAGCCAGCAUUUGACCCUUCACGAUCUUAUCCUCAUCCUUUUCGAACCACCCACCUCUUCACCUUCCGGAGAUGAUGAAACUGACGGGAUUUUGUGGUCGUCGAUCGAUCUUGAAUCUGCUCUUUGAGCCCCGAUUCCAAUUCCUCGUUGAACCCCUUCAAAUCUUGCAUCUCAAACUAGGUUCCACGCAUCUAUUCUCUACGCAUCUUUACAGAACUAGGUUCGAAGACAACCAUUUCUCUGGGUAACGCGGUGUAUCUACUUCCAGAAAUCGAUGAAAAUGGUGGCAAACAAAUGCAUAGCAGUUGACGUAGAUACUCGGCACAGGGGAGGGAGAAAAGGAAGAUCGUGAGACAAAGUAUUGAUAUUCUUCUGGUAUCCUCCAUUUUUGUUGUCUUCCUGGGUUUCUUAGAGGGUUGCAUCCUCAUAAAUUUCCAGCUCGAUCGAUAUGGCAAUGACUGCUAUAUAUGAGAUAUGAAUCAAUGGUGGGGAAUAACAGAUGCAGCAGGGGCAAGUUAUGCAUUUGUUUGGGACUGGGGAUUUUAGAGCUGAUUAUAUUUUUUGGGGGGAUUUGGAAUAUAAUCGAUAGUGUAAGGAGAUUCAGAGACGACAUUUUCAUCUUUUUAUGUUUUUUAAUUUAAUGUAGUAAUUAAAUAUUAAAUAAUUAAAAUAUCUGACGUGUCACUGUCUGCUUAUUUGGUGCUGACGUAUCCACUGAUUUGGCACCUAGUUAGCAAACCGUCAAAUAAGUUGACAAUGUUAUUAACACCGUUAAAGUGUAUGACGGAAAUGGCUAUAUUUGUCCUCCAACAAUUUUAAAAUCUGGUUAUAAGCGGUAUUUCGUCAAAUUUGGCUAUUAUUAUUGAUACAAACGCGAAAAUUACAAGUGUAUUUUGCCUUCAGACUAUGAAUUGAUAUUAUACCCUAACCUUUAAUGGGUACACUUUAGUCUCUAAUUCUCCAACUCAAAUCACAAAAUAAGAGAUUCAUUUAAUACAAAAAUAAUAACAAAAUAUUAUGAUACAUGGAAACAUAUGAAGGAGAUCCAAUAAGUGUGAACCGUGACGCCGGUGUUUAACAUAUAUACGCAAGGUGCACGCUAUAUUUUCUAUAUAUACAGAGAGUUCUAUUUUGCCUAGGAAAAAUGUAGGGUCUAACGUAGCUUAAGUAAGAAAACUCUAUAUAUACUUUGAACUGACAUGAGUUUGGAAUAUUGACACUGAUAAACUGGUUAGUUAGCCGAUUUGAAAAAAAAAAACACAAACCAAAAUCCAAUAUAUAUAUAUAUAUAUGGGCAGUUCUAGGGUGCUCAGAGCAAAAUCCGGGGUACGGGUAACCGGGAGCAAGGAAAAUUACCAAAAGCAUCACGAAGCGUUUAACCGUUGUUCAUUGGACUUCAACCUAACUGUACCCGGUUUAAUUAUAUCGAUUAAGAGGUUAAACCCUAUGGAUACGACCCGCCGCCCUAACCAAUUUCUAGUCCCUCAUUCGUCUUGGAGGGGACGUCCCCUCUUAGUUCGAAGUUCGAACAUAAUCCUUUUAUCAUCGUUUCUGAAAUCUUAAAUCUCAAAUCCUUUUAUCAUUUGAUCGACAUUCGAUUUAGCUCCCAAUCCAAUAUCAAAUCCCCAACAUCAUCAUGUUUUGAACCCCAAAUCUAUGUAUCCACGUUCGAAGAGAAGAUCCCUUUUCAAUCUAAAAUCCCCACAUAAUCAUCAUUUUGAACCACAAAUCCUUGUAUCCACAAUCGACGUUUUGUUCUUCGCCAUUUUAUUUCCGACCGGAAUCUAAAAUCUCCACAUAAUCAUCGUUUCCUUGUAUCCACAAUCGACGUUUUGUUCUUCGCCAUUUUAUUUCCGACUGGAAUUUACACAAAUUGAAGAUGAAAUAAGCAACACAGUCUUCGACCUAAUUGAGGAAGAAGAUGAAGAAGACAGAAUUUGAUUCGAAUCAGAUGGAGAGGUCGCCUUAACUUGUGUUUAUGUAUUAACUAGGGGUGGUAAUCGGUCGGUUACCGGUUUAACCGGUUACCGACUAGCCGGUUAUCGGUAUACCGUUUCCCCCUAAAGUGCUGCCCGAUACCGAUACCAGAAAGGAACCGAUUAAACCGGUAACCGGAUAACCGGUUAUCGGUUAGAACCCGGUUACACCGCUGUACCGGAUAUAGUCCCCUUCUCCCACUAGUGAAGAAACCCAUCUUCUUCUAGAACCGGCAUCCAAGGAAACAGAGCAUCCUUUCUUCCUCUUUGCAAACCAACGAUACAGAGUAAUAAUAAUUGCUCCUUCCUCCUAGAUCCCAUCUCCUCGUCCUUCUCUCUCUCUCUCUCUCUCUCUCUCUCUCUCUCUCUUCUGCGAACCAGACAAACUUGCCCAAAACUCCUUUCGUUUCCUCUUUGUCGAGACAAACAUAGAGUUCGGCGGCAAGAUACAUAGACGAUGAUUGUAACCCGAUGGUCACCAGCGACGAGAAUGACGAAGGUGAGCUUUUCCUUUUAGGUUGCAUGUUAUAUUUGAUGGUUUGAUUUACUGAUUUAGUUGUUUUAGGGUGCUGAUCUGGUUUCUAUGUUUUGGAUUUCUAUCUCACAUGAGGGAGGAGGGGAAACGCCGGUUUUAUUUGAGCCUCGCCGGCGGCAAGAUGGGAUGUCGCCAACCUCGGUGAGUGGAUUCUAACCAUGGAAAUGGUUGCAUGUGGUUUAUUUGGGGAUUUUUGGUUUGAAUACGUUUCUGAUUUUCUCGUUUUGGUUGUUGGGUUAUCUUUGGGGUUCGAUGGAGGGGAGAAAGAUAGAGAAGCAGUCUCCAGCGACUUGGCCUCGCCGACGGUGGAUAUGCCAAAGCCACCGAUGAGGAACUCAGGGAUUGGCCCAUCUCUCUCGCCCUCGUCCCUCUGUCCUUGCAAAACAGAAGCAGCAAUAGGCGAGGGAUCGGUGACUGGUGCGUGGUGGAAGGAUUACUUGACAGAUGCGUGGUGGAAGGAUCGAGAAGGAGAGAAUCGAAGAUUGAGAGAUGAAAAAAGCUUAGUGAGGCAGGGGAAGAGGAGAACAAAUUGUGUGGGUUUCGGUAACUCGGUAUACCGGAAUACCGACGGUAUUUAACCGGGAAUAUAACGGUAAACCGUUUUCCUAAAACUAGCUACCGCAUACCGGUACCGCCGGUUACCGGUUAUACCGAUAACCGCCGGUUACCGGUUCGGUAAACGGUUAAUCCGAUAACCGUUGUACCGUUUACCAGCCCUAGUAUUAACGGUGCGUUAAGGACAAAGUCUAGUUGGGCUUUUAAAUUCCCUUCAAAAGUGGGCUUGUGUACAUGAUCCGGAUUGUGAAGAGGUUGGGCUUUUAUUUACAUCUGCGUCUGCUUCUGCUUCUAAAUCCUGAUCAUGUCUUGCGUUCACGCAAUUUAAACACAAUUAUGUGUUCCAUCUUUUUUUUGGGAUUCGGUAUAGCGUGUCUAUUUACACAUUUAUCGGUACGAGGUAAAAAACAAUCCGCCCAAUUUAACUCUUUAUUAGUUGCCCCUAUUCCACUCUCUCACUCUUUGCCCCUCUUGACAUAACAAACCUCUUGUAGACUA